AGAUAGUGAUGGACCGGGGUGCCUUGGCGAGAAAGUGUGGACGCAUUUUAAUGAGACGACCAUUCUUUUAUCUUUAAUUUUUCUCAAAGAAAAUGGAAAACUGGCUAGAAACGUGAAUAACUUUACGUAUAAUUUCAACGCAAGCCAGUAGGAGCUAAGGUCAUCGCAGUCAUUCGCUUUCACUCGAAGACGGGACGCCGGAUAAGGAGAACCAGGGAAAGCUUUGUUCAAAGCUAUAGGCAGUCUUCAUCAUGUCCAUCAGCUUCGAGAAGUAUCGGUCGCAAAUCGUGGCCGCAUGGAAGGAUGUGCUCGACGACAAGAGCAGUACGAACUGGUCACUGUUCGGCUACGAGGGUCAGACAAACGAGUUGAAGGUCGUGGGGUCUGGAGAUGGCGGUGUGGAGGAGCUGAACGAGGACCUCAAUAGUGGAAAGAUCAUGUAUGCUUUCGUACGCAUCGAAGACCCUAAAACUGGCCUCAACAAGUACUUACUCAUCAACUGGCAGGGGGAAGGUGCACCUGUGCUCCGCAAGGGGACUUGCGCCAACCACAUCCGUGACGUCGGAAACCUCCUGUCCGGCGCCCACCUAACCAUCAGUGCCCGUAAUGAGGACGAUAUUGACUUGGACCGUCUGCUCAAGAAACUAAGCACUGUUAGCUCUGCUUACAGCUUUAAAGAGCCGCGCACCACUACGGAGGAGCAAAAGGCCCCAGUGGGCACCAACUACACUCGAGUCAUUCCAACCAAGGAGUUGAACGCCAGCGUCAUGCAGGACUUUUGGAAGAAGGAGGAAGCUGAGGAAAAGCUUCGUUUGGAAGCGGAAAAAGAAGCAAAGCGCUUAGAGCUGCAGAAGCUGGAGCAGGAACAGCGCAGCCGCGAGGAGAAGGAGCACAAGGAACGCGAGAAAGUCGUUGUGAGCACAACAAAACUCCAGCCAGCCCACGUUCCUAUUAAAACCUCCCCGCAACCACUUAGUCCUGAAAAAACAGCCCCAGGAUUUGCAAGCAAUAUGACUGAUGCUGAGCGAUUGCGGCAAGCAAGGAACCAGGAGGCUCGUGAGUUGAUUGGAUCGCGUGUAGGAGCAGCCAAGGCCAUUUUCACCCAACACACCAGCGAGAGUCAGAUACAAUCUAAGCUUAACACUAACCCGCCAGCGAAACCGGCACGCAAUUCCAUAGCACAGCGCAUCAACGCUUUUAACCAAAACGAGCCUCAAGUCGGAUCUGUGCCUUCAUUAUCGCCAGUCAAACUGUCAACACCGGAGCCAGCUCCGGCCGUGGCACCGGUAGCUGCCGAGGUCGUAUCUGCCAUAACCGAGAUAGAAGAAACUCAACCAGGGGACGACUUACCACUGGCGCACGAAAGCGAGCAGUUCUCGACCAUUAAGCGGUCGCCACACAGUAAAACUAAUUCGCUGCAGUCCCAGUCCCCUGACGAGACCACAUCUUCCAACGAAACGGAUACAGCUGUGUUCCAGGAGCCCGAAGAAGAGGAGGUCAGAACCAAAGUAUCAGUCACCGUGCAGCAGUCCCAGUCGUCCAAGGCAAGCGGCCUCAGCACGCUUGAGAGGAACACAUUAACUGAUUUGGUGAACGAGGAUGACUUUAUUUGUCAAGAGAGCUUGGGAGAUCUGGGCCUCCGAGCUCGGGCUCUAUAUGACUACCAGGCAGCUGACGAGUCUGAAAUCACGUUUGACCCGGGAGAUGUCAUAACGCAUAUCGAUCAAAUUGAUGAAGGAUGGUGGCAGGGGUUGGGCCCCGACGGAACCUAUGGACUUUUUCCGGCAAACUAUGUCGAAAUCAUCAACUAGGUGGUGACCCACUUGCCAAGCAAUUGGGGCAUUCUUUUCUAGAAAUCUAAACGAGCAGCAGCUAGCAUCUACACUUUGCCCAUACUAAACACUUGAACAAUAAUUAGAUACACCUAAAAGAGGAUCAUCGAGGACAAAAGAUGUCCAUAACCCUUUACCCAACAUUAAGCGUCUGUUCGGUCUUACCUUCGCAUAUAUUAUAUAUUAUGUAUUCUAGCCAUAUUCAUGUAUGUGUGACGUAUUCACCCGUUGUUCCCAUCUGUGUUUACAUAUAUCAGUGUUUGGCUUCGAUUGUCGAAGCCGUGUUGCGUCCUUUUAAACCUAUCUUGGAUAUAGACUGUAAGCCUUUAGUCAGUAUUUACGGAGACUAUUCCCGGAUUACGAUUCUUUUGUAUUUUGUAUUAUUGAUGGAACUAUGAAACCUUUUCGAUAAUAAAUUUUAAUAAUUGUGCAACAGGA
This is a messenger RNA of Drosophila bipectinata, 2270 nucleotides long. It is a transcript of the gene Abp1, whose product is annotated as Actin binding protein 1. The record is from RefSeq and is a predicted model, not a curated record. Gene Ontology annotation, biological process: regulation of actin filament polymerization; neuron projection morphogenesis; postsynaptic actin cytoskeleton organization. Gene Ontology annotation, molecular function: actin filament binding. Lineage: Eukaryota; Metazoa; Arthropoda; Insecta; Diptera; Drosophilidae. Gene Ontology annotation, cellular component: lamellipodium; cortical actin cytoskeleton; postsynaptic membrane.